AUGGCGGAGAGCGACUUGGGGUCUGAGAGCAGCGAGGAGGAGAACCUGCCCUCCUUCGCCUACCUGCUGCAGCCGUCCCCAUGCCUCGGCGAGCCGAGCCGCCCGCGGUCGCCAUCUCCUAAGCCUGAAGUUGCAGAGGUUGUCAAGAUGGUGAGCAGCGGGAGCGAAGAGGGGAUGGACGUCGUCCCUUUGCACGAGAGGGUCAAGAUGAGGGUGGGAGCGGAGCCUGAGCCCUUCAGCCUGGGCGCUGAUGAUGAGGGAGAGGCAUCUGGGAUUUGUGCUAGUGGUGACCUGAUGGCUCCUGGGAGCGAAGGGCUUCGGCAAGACCUGACGCCGUCUGGAGAAGCAGCUUGUGGUAGUGAGACUGGUACACGCAGGGUUGAGAGAUCCCCCUUGUGCUCCUUGCCAGUCGACUCUGACAGGCCUAGCAGCCCCCCGGUAAGCAGAGAAAGGCCAGAAACAUCGCUCCCUCUCAAGAAGCGACAAUAUAGUCAGAAGGAACGGGAGGCAAUCUGCCAGAAUGCAUGGCAGAGAAGGAAAGAGCAAGAAGCAAAGAGGAGGAAGCAGGAGGAGGAGAAAGAGAGGAAGAGAGCCGUUGCCAAGAUGCUGAAAGCUCAGCGGCCAGGAGAGUGCCAGAAAUACAUAACAGUGGUGCUGGAUCCAGUCAUCUUACAGGUAGAAGGUGGCGAGCAGAUCCUUAGUGCUUUGCAGGCUGCCAAUUAUUCCUGUGUGUUUGAGAACCACGCUGUUCCCUGCAGCAUCACCUGGAGGAGAAAGACAGUGACAUCACAGAUGGGAGGAGGAGAUGAAUGGACAGAAGAACCAAAUGUUCUGGUUCUGCUUGGCUUGGAGGAGUUUUUGUCCAUGGCUCACAGCUACAAGCAAAACGCUGAUGGCUGUGCAGAGAGGCAGAAGGAGACCCUGCAGAGCUAUGUGGCUCAUAUGAUGGAGAAAAUGCCUGGGAGAAUUCUGGCUCUGGCAGUAGUUGGAGUAGAAAAUUAUUUCAGGUCUCUCCAAGUUCAGCCCAAACAAAGGCUGCGACAGACAGCAGCAAGUGGGAAUCAAGAGAAACGGGGAGAAAGGAGAAAAAAGGAAGCUAAGGAUUCUAGCUUGGACUUAUCCAGAAUGGAUGUGAAAGAAGCCCUGGUGGAUCUGCAGCUGAGCACACAAGUCCAAAUCAGCAUUUUUGAGAGCAGUGAGGAGCUUGGGGAAUAUGCCACUAUGUUCACCAAAGCUGUGGCUGAAGCACCAUACAAGCGAGAGCGAGAGAACACAGGGUUCUCUUUCUACUUGGAGAAGGACUGUUGCAGAGGGGUGAAGGUGGAUCCUUCUGGAAAGGGUCUCUUGAAAGUUUGGAAGAGGCAGAUACAGCAAUUUAACCGUGUCAGCUCCGAGAUGGCUGAGGCUAUUGUGUCUGCCUACCCUUCUCCUCAGCUUCUGAUCCAGGCCUAUGAGCGGUGCUCCUCGGAGCAGGAGCGGGAGAACAUGCUGGCCAACAUCGCCGUGCACCGCGGCGAGGGCGUCACGGCCACCGCCCGCCGCAUCGGGCCCGAGCUGUCCCGCCGCAUCUACCUGCACAUGACUUCCCACAACCCCGACCUCUGCCUGGAUUUCACUGGCUAGCACAGGGAAAAAGGGUUGUACUGUUCAGUUAAGUGUUCCAUUUUGGAUUUCACUGGGUAGCUCCAGGGAAUAAGGGUUUUUACCAUUUGUCUGGUCAAGUUUUCAGUUUUCUUCUGUGAAGAAGUGCUUAGAUAACACUCAAUGAUCCCUGUUUAAAGACUUGAAACACAUUAAGACUUUAUUGUAGAAGGAAAAAAGUUGGAUAAAGUUGCUGAAUAGCAGGAGUUUACACAAGAAAGG
Melozone crissalis (California towhee) is the source of this 1863-nucleotide messenger RNA. RefSeq names its product essential meiotic structure-specific endonuclease 1 (gene EME1). Gene Ontology annotation, cellular component: nucleus; Holliday junction resolvase complex. The record is from RefSeq and is a predicted model, not a curated record. NCBI's taxonomy places the organism in Eukaryota, Metazoa, Chordata, Aves, Passeriformes, Passerellidae. The coding region runs from base 1 to 1623 and encodes 540 amino acids. Gene Ontology annotation, molecular function: DNA binding; nuclease activity. The transcript has 8 exons. Gene Ontology annotation, biological process: mitotic intra-S DNA damage checkpoint signaling; replication fork processing; resolution of meiotic recombination intermediates.